AUGAAUAAAUUUCCUCCUCCGCCUAGACGAGGGUUGGUAGAUGGAGGGACUAGUGGAAGUGUGCGAACCUUCAGAGGUACGGAUAGAGUUUUCAUUGAACUGCAAAUGCCGAGCCACGGUGCGGCUAAAGUCUCUAAGCCUCACCACACCAGUGGCCUUCAAGAUCCAAACCUCAUCCCCCAACAAGUUCCUCGUUAACCCACCCAGUGGACUCAUUCCCCCCUUGUCCGUCGCCACCUUCCAGGUCAUCCUCAAGCCACAAUCCAAUCUCCCACGCUCCUACCCUCGCUCCCCCUCCGACCGUUUCCUCAUAAAAACCGCAGAGUUCGUCGCCGACUCCUCCUCCAUCAACGCUUGGUUCGCCUCUCGCCCCUAUGGUUUCUCCACUUGUGACCUCAAACUCAAGGUUGCCUUCGUGGGUCCCCUCCUUCUCCACGACGCCGUCACUCGCGGAGAUUUAGAUGCUGUCAGGAACUUGAUUAAACGACAGCGUUCCCUCCUCCCCGAUUUUUCCCCCACCCAAGCUGACUCGCUCCUCCGCGUCGCCACCCGCUUGGCUAACCCCGACGACAUGGUUCACCUCCUCCUCGAAGCCGGCUUAAGAAUUCACGACCCCCUCCACUCCAAUAACCUCAGUGGCCCUCAUCAGGUACACGUGGCGGAUCCGAACAUAAACAUUGCUGGUGACCACAAAGAGGUGGUGGAGAUUGAGGAGCAAGAAGAGGCAAUACUAGAGGCUUCUAGGCGUGGAGAUGUGAAGCAAUUGGAGUGGCUGUUACGGAGUGGUGGGAGGGACAAGUUCUGUGAUCAUUAUGGUUUGACGGCGCUUCAUGCUGCGGCUGUUAAAGGACACAAGGAUGUGGUGUUGAUGCUUAGUGAAGCGGGCUUGGACUUGGAAUGUCAAGACGAGGAAGGUCACGUGCCCCUGCAUAUGGCUGUGGAGGGUGGCGAUAUAGGGACCGUUCAAGUCUUUGUCGACAAAGGUGUGAACCUUAAUGCUACGAACAAGAGGGGUGCCACCCCUUUGUACAUGGCUAGAGUUUGGGGAUAUGAUGAUAUCUGUCAGUUACUUGUUAGCCGGGGAGCAUUGUCAUCUCUUCCUGCCACUUUCACUUGAAAAUGCAUUGUUAUGAUCCAAAAUGAGGAUCAAGGGUCUGAAUUAGAAGACUGCAAUGAUCUCGGUAGACCGAUCUCUCAAACUAAAUUAGGUGCAAUAGAGUAAGACCCAAAUACUUAAAAGGAUUGUGUGGUUCCUUGGUAUGGAAAGAGGUGUAUUCUAGGCUAAACCUGAAUACAGAGAAACAUUGCCUAGAAUUGGGUUGAUUUGUUAGUUGUGGUGCUUUGUGAAUCCUUAGCUAGUCUAACUUUAUGUAACUAUUCUCAAUUCAAUAAAAAGAAAAGUCUCUCUUUUAGGUUGUGGAUAAAAAUAUAUAUUUUUAUAAAAGAAAUU
This is a messenger RNA of Abrus precatorius (Indian licorice), 1450 nucleotides long. Its product is annotated as serine/threonine-protein phosphatase 6 regulatory ankyrin repeat subunit B-like. Lineage: Eukaryota; Viridiplantae; Streptophyta; Magnoliopsida; Fabales; Fabaceae. The transcript has 2 exons. The coding region runs from base 41 to 1117 and encodes 358 amino acids. Gene Ontology annotation, molecular function: protein binding. The record is from RefSeq and is a predicted model, not a curated record.